GAAGACGAAGACGAAGAAGAAGAAGGAAGUGUUGCAUUGUGGGGAUCGAUUCGUGGGCCUUAAUCGUGUGUGUUAAGUAAUACGUUAAUAUACACAUAUAUCCGCUCUUGCUUUGGCGUAGCUCUUACGAGGCUUGGUAAUUUAUUUCCGCAGAUUAGAUGCGUUAUAUUGAGAAUGAAUAGUUGAAAUGAAUCAUGCCUAUACACUUGAAUGGAUAUAACAACAGCAGCAUUGAUGUGUGGAUGUGGAGACUCCGUGUAAACUAAUUAUCCGAAAGACAGGCACACCAUCUGAAGGUCCACACAAAGCAGCUGGUGUGGGUGUUCAUCUUUAUUAACCCGUUGAAUAUCCUCGUACAAAUUCCUCUGAAGCUUGUCGGCAGCUCGUCCAUCAUGGCCUCUUCAUCGGGUAACGACGAUGACCUGACGAUUCCGAGGGCGGCGAUCAAUAAAAUGAUUAAAGAAACACUUCCCAAUGUGCGAGUAGCGAACGAUGCCAGAGAGCUGGUGGUGAACUGCUGCACAGAGUUUAUUCACCUCAUCUCAUCAGAAGCCAACGAGAUCUGCAAUAAAUCUGAGAAGAAGACUAUUUCUCCAGAGCAUGUUAUGAACGCACUUGAAAGUCUAGGUUUUGGGUCAUAUAUCGCAGAAGUAAAAGAUGUUCUGCAGGAGUGUAAAACGGUAGCACUUAAACGGAGGAAGGCCAGCUCUCGACUAGAGAACCUUGGCAUUCCAGAGGAGGAACUUCUCCGUCAGCAGCAAGAAUUAUUUGCCAAGGCACGGCAGCAGCAGGCUGAAUUGGCACAGCAGGAGUGGUUACAGAUGCAGCAGGCUGCCCAGCAGGCACAGUUAGCAGCAACUUCAGCCAGUUCAGAACAGCAGGCUGGAUCUUCCCAGGAUGAAGAUGAAGAGAUGACAUGUGAAUCCCACCAGGCAGAUAGAUAUAUUUAAAUAAUUACGUGUGUUUGUGUGUAAUACAUACACACACACAUGGUCUCCUCAACACACUCUAUCCUAAAGCCUUGGCAGAUAGAGGGAUCUCUGCAGUGUUGUCCCUUAUAUAAAUGUUUCAAUCAUACAACUCAGUAUAAUUUCAUAAUGACUCUUUAGGAACUAUCUACACUUUUCCUGUGUGCUGUCCUGUGAUUCAUUGCUAUAUUUGCGUCUCUUUAAUUAUUAGAAUAUUAGCUCUUGAAAAUCCCUUUUUUCCUUUGUGUAUUCCUGAGUUAAUUAAAGCCAAGUUUCACAAUAUUGUGUGUAUGUGAUAAGGAUGUUAAAUCACAUAAUGUUGCUGUUGAAAUGAGGCAUACCACUGCCCUUAGUUCAGAAGCCAGUGUUUUAACUCGCUGCCUUCUGUUUUAGGUAAAUUGCAUAUUUCUCUUAUAUUUGUCUUUCUAAAAGAGCUUAUAUUUGGGAAAACAUUUUUGGAAAGGGAUUUUUACAGCAGUCCCCCCCUUCCAUAUUUUCUCAGUGUUUUGUUCAGUGAGGUAAGAGAAGCUGUGAUUUGUAAUGUAGGGUGGUUUUUUUUCAUUGUGAGGAUAAAGAUUAUAUGUAGAUAGGCCUUUACUUGCCCUGAGCUAAAAACAGUAUUCCAAUGAAAAGAUUUGCAUUUGCAGAAUAUCUGACUCGUAGUACCAAAGAUAGAAGAAAUUAUGACUUCUUUAACUAGAUAGGCUUCAGAAAUCUACCUAAGGUAUUUGCUGUCUGUACAAAAUGAGCACUCCAGUGCAAAACUACACUAAGGACUUGGUAAACCUGUUGAUGGCAAUUCUCCAUUUUUUUCAGGUGCAGUGUAUAAAGUUGAAUUGGGAAUGUGUGGUUGAGAAGCGUAUUCACAUGCCUUUGCAAAAGCUGUAAACUUUAUUCUCCAAGCAAUAAAAUCAACCUGUUUUAUAGA
This is a messenger RNA of Paramisgurnus dabryanus, 1896 nucleotides long. RefSeq names its product down-regulator of transcription 1 (gene dr1). Gene Ontology annotation, biological process: RNA polymerase II preinitiation complex assembly; negative regulation of transcription by RNA polymerase II. Gene Ontology annotation, molecular function: TBP-class protein binding; RNA polymerase II general transcription initiation factor activity; protein heterodimerization activity. NCBI's taxonomy places the organism in Eukaryota, Metazoa, Chordata, Actinopteri, Cypriniformes, Cobitidae. The record is from RefSeq and is a predicted model, not a curated record. Gene Ontology annotation, cellular component: negative cofactor 2 complex.